GUCGGUGUCGUCAAACAUUGGCUUGCACGUGGCUACCAUCUGAAAUCAUUGUGUGAUUAUUAUUAUUAUCAUUAUUUCGAUUUUAAGUUAUCUGUCAUCAGCAUGAGUAUCCGUCAGUUUUUGCAUGCUUCUCACUGAUCAUAGUAGUAGUAGUCCACUGCUUUGAAGUAAUGUUCUCUAUGUGGACCAAACAACAGCCACCACGCCGGCAAGCGUUGAUACGCUUCAGUAUACAAGAACAAAUCAAAUGGUGUAUAGUAUUCCUUUUGUGGAUACAUUGUGGAGAGGCAAGAAGAGGAGAAAAACCACAAAUUAUUGAAGAACCAAAAUCAGCAACAACUAUUGUUGGUCAAUCUGUUCUAUUUGUCUGUCUUGUUGAUGGAAAUCCGGCGCCAAAAGUUCAUUGGAAGGUGUCUGGUACCUCAGUCUCUGAAUCAAGACUAGGCAAAACAUUUCGUGCACCACGUGGUUCAGUGCUGCGUGUAAGCAAUGCUCUACCAUCGCAUAAUGGGGCUAUUAUCACAUGUACAGCUACAAAUGCUCUUGGACAAGCUGAAAGUAGUGCCACACUGACAGUUUAUUCAGAUGAAUCUGCUGCCCCACCUGGUUAUCCACGAUUUUUAAAUUCUUUCUCUGUGAUUGUUGCACGUAAAAAUGCUGAAGUCGAGUUGGAAUGUCGAGCGACUGGUGAACCUCCUCCAAUCAUCACAUGGUUUAAAGACAGUGUACCAAUUGAUUUGCAUAAUCCAAGAUAUAAGAAAUUAGAUGUUGGCAAUUUACGUAUUCAAAAUUUAAUUGAAGAAGACGAAGGGAAAUAUGAAUGUGAAGCGAAAAAUGAUAAAGGCACUCGUCUGUCGUCUGGUGACAACCUGCUUGUCCGCGAUAACGUUGAGGCCAGUUUACAGAUGCUAGCGCCUAGUACCAAAAGAUUCCGUCCUCAUUUCACUCAGCUGCCUUCAUCUCGUCAGAUUGUACCGCCUGGUGGUCGUGUCACCCUCACCUGUACUGCUGUCGGUGCACCUGUGCCCACCGUUCAAUGGUACAAAGAUAAACAUCUACCACUACAACAAGGUCAGUUGAGUAAACAACCUCCAGGGACAGCAAAACUCCUACUAAAAGAUUUGUCAGAGUCGUUGAAUGUCACCUGUGUCGCGGAAUCAACAAUGGGAAGAAUUUAUCAUGAUAUACAAGUGAUUGUAAAAAAUCUACCUAAUCCUCCAGGUGAAUUUCAACUGAUGGAAUUAGGUGCUACACAUGCACGAAUUGCACUGAAGCCAAGCAGUAGCCCAUCGGAAUCUGUUAGAAACUAUUUAAUCCUAUGGCUACCCACCAGUCAGUUCAAUAAUGAAACUUUAUAUGAAUUGCCAAAUCAAGCAAAUCUAUUGAUCAGUCAAUCUGUGGAUCAAACUGAACCUUUAAUAUCAUCUAAUCCUGAAGAUUUAAAUCUUAUAAUUUUACCAAAAUCACUGAAAAAUCUAACUGGCCCUUCACUCGUGGGAAGUUAUCACCAAGCCUCAAGUAUUCGUGAUGCUGACGCGAAUCAACAAAGUCUACUGUCAAGUCAACCGGCUGGAUCCAAUCUUCUACAUAAUGUUUUAAUUAUCUCACUGACUCAAUUGAAACCGUAUACUGAGUACACUGUAUGGGCAAGAUGUGUUGGUCAAGAUGGGGACACGUCAUUACCAAGUGAAACAUUUUCAUUCACUACGAAAGAAAUCGCUCCAUCGAGUCCUCCACUACAUGUUCAUGCACAAGCUCUGUCCAACGCUGCUGUCACUGUCUACUGGGAUCCACCGAAUGAACCGAAUGGCAGAAUAAGAGCAUAUCGAAUUUACUAUACAAAUAAUCCUACAUUGGAGUUCUCUUAUUGGGAUACAAGUAUUGUGAAUUUACAAGCACUGAAAUCUCCGUCAGCGAGUAGCACCUCUGAAAGCAGAAGCCUACCUGGUCAUUUAUCGAUUUUAUCACAUCUCACUACAAAUGCUACCUAUUAUAUACGUGUUAGUGCAGUCAAUGGACAAGGUGAAGGACCGGCGUCAGAUGUAUCAGUUGUAAUUGUUCGUCCUGGAGUUUUAUCCCGACCCCAAAGUUUCAACGCUACAACUAGAUCAUCUCAUGAAGUCUACCUGACCUGGAAACCACCAAGUGAUGUUGAUCCUAAUCUGCGUCCAUUGGAAUAUUAUGAACUGAACUAUACAAAAGUAUCCGAUCUGAAAACAUCUGACCGUCUCAUAACAUGGUAUAAUCAGCCUCAACCACAAUCACAACCAAGCCACCUACAGUCACAACAACAACAACAGCAAUAUUCAAUGAAAGAUCGAUCAGAAAUAUCAAUAAGAAUUAAUUCAGUGACAACCAGUUAUUUAAUCGAUAAUCUAGAACCAGAUACACGUUAUGCCUUCAGUUUGGUAGCUGUCUCAAAAACAGGACCGGGAGUGAAAGCUUCAGCAUUUGCACAAACAAAUCCUUUCAUUCCUUCGGCGCCAAGUAAUUUAUCUGUACAAGCAAUUAGUUCAAAUCAACUUCAAGUGAAAUGGCAACGCCCAAUUUUUAAUAAUCCUCACCUUAAUAGCCAGUUAUCUACUUCACGUAUUGCAUAUUAUGAUUUAAAUUGGCGUCAAUCAGAUAGUGAAGGGAAUUGGCUACGUGGUAGUGAUACCUUAUCGGUGAAUCCUCAUCAAUCAUCAUGGGCAAAUCAACAAGGCAGUAAUCCUGCUGCACUGAAUGAAGCCAAUAAUUUUGGUAGUCUUCAAGUACCAGUUCAUAGAGAGUCAACAGGAAAUUAUACGACAACGUGGUAUACAGCGAAUAUCACUGGUCUACAACCAUCUACGUAUUAUGUUGUCCAGUUGAAAGCUGUUUCCCCAUCUGGUUCGGGGGAUAAAGCAACUUCAAGACCUGUAAAAACUUGGGAUGAACCUCCACCUGCUCCACAGAGAUUACGUUUACUCAGUCAAAUUAUUCCCCAGCUGAAUUUAAAUCAACCGCCACAAAUUUUGAUCCAUUUAUCCUGGGAACCAAUACAAUCAAUCAAUAAUGAUAUACAAAUUGACAAGCCAAUUGUCUAUAGAAUAAGAUGGCGGUUAGUUGGUAAUAGUUAUAGAGAACAGAAUUAUCAAGGACAGUAUCUAACUCAAAGAAGAAGACGAAGACGAAUGAUACCUUCAUCAUCUGAUAAAAGCUCUAUUGAAUCAACACUAUACUGGUCGAUUAUUGAUUCUGGUCAACAGCGUGAAGAAGGAGAACUUCAACGCCAAGGAGAAAAGAAUCCAUUUCAAUCGGAAUUACUUAUACCAGGGAAAUAUUUACACGGUGAAGUUAACCUGACUGAAACCACAUGGAAUUCACCAUCUGACAUAUUUUUGCUUGGAAUGACUUAUGAAUUUCGUGUGGCUGUAAUCACACCGUUACAAGUUGGCUAUGAAGCUGUUGAAACGUUGGCCUUAGAAGGAAGAGCCCCAAGUAAUACACCAACUUCCCUACAAGUGACCUAUUCCCUAGAUCAUAUUCUCCUUUCAUGGAAUCCACCUGAAUGGCUUCACAGACAUGGAAUAUUUGAAGCUUACGAGCUGAAGUGUUAUUCCCCUACAGUAGUCGGUUCAUUACAAUUACAACAAAAUACAACCAACAAUCAAGGCUAUGUGCUGCAGAGCUACACCAGUUCACAAUAUUCACGUUAUCAACAACAAAAUUUUAAUAUCACCCUGCUGAAUAGUCGUAUACAAUGGCCAAUCUCAGCACCGAAUGAUUUAGUCAAUAUUAUCCCAUGGCCAAAUGGACAGAUACAAUUGAGUAUACCACAAGAAUUUAGCUACAAGUACAGAGGAGAGGUCGAUAAUUCUGAAACCAAUCAGAAUGACAACGGUAAUAAUAAUAACAAUAAUAACGAAGUUUAUGCUUGUAUCAUUCGGGCAAGAAAUAUGUAUGGUACUGGACCAUGGUCGUUAGAGAAGAUAAUACUGCCAAGAAAACCAUCUGUCCCGCCUCCACCAGAAAAUAUACGUGCAAUAUUUAUGCAUAAAAACCUAAUACGUAUAAGUUGGUCCUUACCGCCAGACAUGAUACAGACAAUUUCACCGAAAUUAAUACGUAGAAUGAAGGAUAAAGAAUUGGAGAAAUUCAUCGCAUAUUCAGGGAAUAGUUAUUCACGUUUUGCUGUAUAUAUUAGUCCAAAGUUGAAAACCAAUUGGAAACGUUAUGUGACAAAAGGUCCAACAACUGAAAUUGUUUUGGAUGAAUAUAACGAAGAAACUGCUUAUCUAGUACGUGUUAGUUCAAUUAGUACAAAUGAACAUGAAAGUAAAUGGUCUGAACCGAUAUCAACACAACGUAUUAAACUCAGUCGACAAUCUAGUCUAUCCACCAAAGUAUACAAUUUACAAUGUCAACCAUUUUAUCGUACACAAACGAAUCUAUGGGAAUUACAACUGACAUGGGAAAUACCAAAACAAUUACAAAUUAGUCCACAGUUUGAGAAACUUUCACAUUAUCGAAUCAAUUAUACCCUGAUCAAACCAUCGACAACCCCCUCCUCCUCCUCAUCCAAGUACACAUCUGUCCACUUAUCUCAAAGCCGUGAAUCAUCUUUACACGUACUAGAAUCAUAUAAACAUCAAUUUAUACUCAGACAUUGGUUAUAUACAGGCGAAUCGAAUUCUGUCUAUUCUGUCUCUGUAAGACCAGUAUUCAAAGGACUACCCACUACUGAUGAAUAUAUCAAUGAACAGCCAUAUGGUGUUAUAGAGAGCACCUUGUGUUAUAUACCAAAGAAAGACACAAUCUAUGUUCCAGUCCCAUCGAUUAUAUCCAAUCCGUUAGUUGAUAAAUCAUCCUAUUUUCUGAUUGGUCUAAAUCUUAUCAAAUGGGUUUUCCCACUGAUGGCAACAACAACACCAACAACGACAAAAACAAGAACCCAAGAUAUACCGGUCAUCUAUGAGCUGAUAGCCUACAAACUGCCAAUACCACAGAAUUUACAUUCAGCUGAUGUGAUCAAAUUAGGUCAGUGGAAUUCAAGUCAAUUGACUGCUCAUACAACAAGUGAAUCACAACAACAACAGCAACAACAACAACAAGUAUACAUUGAAUUGAGUCAACCUUUGCAUGACACUUCGUUAAGAUAUGAAAAAGGAUCAGCUAAACGAUUGAUCGGUAAAGAAUUGCCAAGAAGUCAAGAUUAUGCAUUGUCUACAAGAGUUUGCUUAAGACCAAAUAAACAAUUCUACUCAUUAAGCCCUACAAUCGAUAGUCAUUCAAGACAAGAAGUAAUCUGUUAUGAAUCGAAAUGGCUUCAACCAGUUUCAACAAAUCGUCCUUCACCUUCAACACCAGUGAACGAGUCAUUGAAUCAACUGUAUGAUGAUACAAAGCCUUAUGAUCCAGAUAAAUUUCUAUGGUCAAGUAAUCCCUUUGGAUCACAAAGUCCACCUCCGUCAGAUGAUGCAACUGCUCAAGGACCUGGACGUGAAAGCGGUAUUGAGUCAAGUAUCCGUGAAAAUCGUCAGUCGAACGACAUCAGUGGGGUAUUAGAUGAACAAACUGAACGACAACUAUCAGAAAAUAUAAAAGUACACGACACUGGUGUUCCAGAUGAAGACAGAGAUGAUGGUGAUGAUGAUGACAAGUCCAUGCUGAAUAAUCUCCAAUUAUCUCCUAGCUUGUCACCGCCAUCGCAUAAUUCACAAAUGACACUUUUAACCGCUGGCGUCUCAUUGACAGCAUUAAUUCUUAUCUUUGGUCUAGUCUGUUUCCUUAUCAUCCUGUGCAAACGACGACGUCUAUCCGAUGUGGUUAUAAAUAAAUAUCAAAUAACUGAGAAUCAUCAUAAAACCGCUAUAUCACCAUCAGCAAUACAAAAUAACACCGACAAUAUUCAAUUUAAAACACGUUAUAAAUUAAGUUAUGCAAUAUUACGUCGAUUGGCAUUUCAUCGACGACGUAAAAGUCAACGAAAAUUGUUUAGUUCAUUUAAUCUAACUGAAAUGCAUUGUCCACCGCCAGGAAUUGGUAGUUCUAUCGCCGCCAAUCUUCAUUCCACUCCUCUGGCGUAUGAAUUUUCAGGAUACACGAAUCCAACAGCCAAUAAUGGAUUACUUUAUUCUCAAUCGAAUGGUGAGAUAAGAAAUUUCACUAAUUCUUUAGAUACUACUAACAAUAAUAACAGUAGUAAUAAUAAUACAGCUGCAGAAAUGAAUCCAAACUAUGCGUCAGAUUCACCGAAUACAACCCUGUGUCAAACUGAUCAUAAUAAUAUUAGUAAUAAUCCUUAUACACCAUCACGAUUGAAUCGUGCUGAUUCAAUUUCAAUGAGCUAUCGUCCAUGUCAGUUGAUGAACUCGCCACCGUCACCAAGUACUGUAUACAACAACAUUAAUACAUCUGGUUACAUGAAAUCUGGACAAAAUGAUUUAGGCAUUACUUGUAAUGGAGUUGGUGGUGCAUUGGGUAGUUUAAAAUCUGUGAGUACAAUGGGGUCAAAGAGUUUACAACCGUUGAAUUCAACAGAUUAUGCAGGUGGUAUGGCAUGUGGCAUGUUGUCACCGAUUUCUAAUGGACGUGGUCGAAAUAUGCUUAGUUCUAUACCAAGUCGACCACAAUUGUACAAGCCUAUUCUAGUAUCAAAUUUAAUUGAAUAUGUACAAAAUUUAAAAGCAGAUAAUGGACGUUUAAUGGCAGCUGAAUUUGAAUCUAUCGAUCCAGGCGGACCAUUCACCUGGGAACAUUCAAAUCGACCAGGGAAUAGAAAUAAAAAUCGUUAUGCUAAUGUUGUCGCCUAUGAUCAUUCACGUGUUAUCCUUCAGUUGAAUUCAGCUAUGGAACCAGAUUCUGAUUAUAUUAAUGCUAAUUACUUGGAUGGUUAUUGUAAGCAAAAUGCUUAUAUUGCUACACAAGGUCCACUACCGCAUACAAUUAAUGAUUUCUGGCGUAUGGUCUGGGAACAACAUUCAGCUAUGAUUGUAUCAAUGACACGAUUGGAAGAGAAAGCUCGUAUCAAAUGUGAACAAUACUGGCCUGGUAGUAUUGGUCUAACCACCAAUGGAAAUGGCGUUGCAGUUGUUGAUAACAGCUCCAAUAUGAAUGUUGGCGGUGGUGGUAUCCAUAGCAACAGUGUUCUGUUAUCGUGUAAACCAAGUCCAAGUAUAUCAUCACGGCUGAAUUCUUCCGCCUCUUUAACUUCAUGUAAAAAGGCGAAUGAUUUUAAAAUGAAAGUUUAUGACAAUAAAGGCAUCUUUCCUCCACCGGUGAAUUUUAGAACAUCUUUAGAACGAGGUAAUAUUGGUAAUAAUAAUCAUAAUAAUCAUGUUGAUGAUGAUCGCGACGAGGAUGAGGAUGACGAACAUAUCACACUGAAUGGAGGAGAUUUAAUGUUCACUAAUGGAUUUUCACAUUUAUCACAAGGUACAGUCAACUUUGGUGAUAUCUCAGUCAGUUUGUUAGAGACGAUAGAAUUGGCCUAUUACACUGUACGUUCAUUUGUACUUCAAAAAGUUGGAACUUCGGAAAGAAGAGAAGUUCGUCAGCUACAGUUUACUGCAUGGCCAGAUCAUGGAGUGCCAAAUCAUCCAGCACCAUUGUUAAUGUUUCUAAGACGUGUUCGAGCUGAAUGUCCCGCGAAUUCUGGUCCAAUUAUUGUACAUUGUUCUGCAGGUGUUGGAAGAACCGGUGCAUUUAUCCUGCUGGACAUCCUACUUGAACAAAUGCGUCAUGAAAAAGCCGUGGAUGUUUUCAGCGCAGUGAGUCGUUUACGCGCCCAACGUAACUUCAUGGUACAAACAGAAGACCAAUACGCAUUUAUCUAUGAAGCUUUAGUUGAAGCUGCAUCGAGCGGUAAUACAGAAAUACCAGUUCAACAACUGGCCAAUCACUGGACACGUUUAACCGAUUUGAAUCGUAUCAAGUGUCAAGAUCAUCAUCAAUUGAAUUCAUCGGAUCAGAUCAGUUUGUCAGUGAAAUCCUCUGUCUAUACAAAUUCAACAAUAUCAACUGGUUUAGAACUGGAAUUUUAUCAUUUGCUGACCCAGUCGAAUUUAACAAAGUUAAUUUCAUCAAUUCCAUCGUCAAUUGGACUGUUAUCACCGAUUGAUCCAAUCUCGAAUAAAGAAGAUGAAAGAGGCGGGAAUGGUUGUUCAAGUAUACCACGUCUACCACCUCCAAUUGGAUUGGGUAUGAAUAAAACUGGAUUGGCAGCAACUCUACCGGUUAAUAUACCUAAAAAUCGUAACCUGACGAUUAUACCGCAUGAUGCUAAUCGUGUUGCACUGAAAGCUGUUCGUGGUGUUGAUGGCUCUGAUUAUAUCAAUGCAAGUUAUAUCGAUGGCUAUAGGUCACGUGCUGGUUAUAUUGCAACACAAGCCCCAAUGAACAAUACACUAGAAGACUUUUGGCGAAUGAUAUGGGAGUCUGGAUCAUGUUUAAUUGUUAAGCUGGAUAGUACUCUGACACCAUCGAUUGAUGGUAAAUUUAUUGAUUCACCAACCUACUGGCCAAAUUUACAAUCAGCACGUCAUGGAUUCUUGGUUGUCGAUCCGAUAGCCACAUACACUAUGCCCGCCUAUAUUAUGCGUGAAUUACGUCUAACAGAUACACGUGAUGGCAGUUCACGGACAAUUCGUCAAUUCGAUGCGAGUUGUACAGCAAAUUCAAUUAUACAUCUUGAAAAACAAACCUGUGCCACAUCAAGUAAUAGUAGUGAAUUCCUCGUGGAAUCAUCCCCGUCAAUAACAACAACAGCAACAACAACCGGUGGUAUCGGCUGCAGUCGAGGAGCAUCACUAUCACCGAAUCCACUCCUUUUGGAGACAUCAUUUACAGAGGAUGAUUAUCUCCGUGUAAAUCAUAUACCCAGUCAGUUGUUGACAACAUUUCGACAAUGUUAUCAACCGUUGUGUGAAUCAAUGCUUGAGUUAAUUAGUCAAGUACAUAAAACUAAGGAACACUUUGGUAUGGAAGGACCAAUUACUGUACAUUGCAAUUUGGGCGCUGGAAUCACAGGCAUUUUUCUUGCCAUCUCACUUGUCCUGGAACGUAUGCGUUAUGAAGGUGUUGUAGAUAUGUUUCAAACUGUCAAACUUUUAAGAUGGCAACGUCCUGGUCUUGUACAAACUGCUAGUGAAUAUGCAUUCUGUUAUGCUACAGCUUUAGAAUAUCUUGAGUCUUUCGAAAGAUAUACAACAUAAUAAAUAAAUCAUUUUCGUUUUUCUAAUUACUAGUUACAAUUUAUACUACUGUUAAAAGAAUAUAAGUAGUUUGAUUGAUAUUGUCAAAAUUCAAUACUGAACAUUGUACAUUGAACAAACUAGGCGCCUUUUUUAAAAGAAAAAUUAAGGGGAAGGCAAUAAAUGACAAAGAAAAAUGGGAAACUCUAUUAAUUUGCCAACAUUUUUUCGUCUUUGUGUCUUUGAUUUUUCUUUUGUCUUUUUUGGUUAUAUUUCUUUCUCAUUGUGUGUUAUUAUUUUUGUACCUAUUGAUGACGAUGAAACGUUACCUUCAAUAUUCACAUCUGAAGUUAGAUAUCUAUCCCCUGUCAGCUUAAAUCAUGUCUUCCUUGAUGAUGAGUGUGAAUACAACACACUAUCACACACACACACAAUAUCCCCUUUCCCGUCUAUGUAUGUGUACAUAAUUGAAAAUAAUAAAUCGGUUUGUAUAGAUGAAAUAUGCGCAUAUAUACACACCUAUUUUUCACUUGCUUUAAACUGCUUAUACCCAUUUUAACCUUGAAUGAAGUGUAUUUUUUAGCUCCGACCGCCCCCCCCCUCGCACAGACACACGACACCUCAUCUUCUGUCUGUCUUUGUGAUCAUCUGUCUUCUUUCCUCCUCGAAGAAAUGUUGUUGUUGCUGUUGUUGUUGUUGAUUUCAUCGUUGUAUUUGUCGUCAUCCUCUCGCUGUCUGGUGCUGACUGAUGCGCACAAUUUUUGGAAAAGGUUGUUGGACUGAGGCGUUCUUUAAUUAAUAAGAAUGCAUGCAGAUUACUCCUCCCUUUCAAUUAUUUAUCACACAAAUAUAUAUACACAUUGUGUGGAUUGCAUUUAUAAGGAGGGGAGAGAAUAGAAGAGAACAUUGAGUCAUUCUCUCUCUCUCUUUCUCUUCCUCGCCACUGCUAACUUGCAUGCUGAAAGCGCAGAAAUAUAUUGUUAAAUUUCAAGAAUUUAGGCCUUAUUUAUUAUUAUUAUUACUCUUACUAUUAUUA
Trichobilharzia szidati is the source of this 10191-nucleotide messenger RNA. The record is from the annotation of a GenBank genome assembly. NCBI's taxonomy places the organism in Eukaryota, Metazoa, Platyhelminthes, Trematoda, Strigeidida, Schistosomatidae.